Molecule: messenger RNA, 4616 nt
Organism: Archocentrus centrarchus (flier cichlid)
Lineage: Eukaryota; Metazoa; Chordata; Actinopteri; Cichliformes; Cichlidae
Product: forkhead box protein O1-A-like
Exons: 4
Coding region: 208-2166 (652 amino acids)
Biological process (GO): regulation of transcription by RNA polymerase II
Cellular component (GO): nucleus
Molecular function (GO): DNA-binding transcription factor activity, RNA polymerase II-specific; RNA polymerase II cis-regulatory region sequence-specific DNA binding
Source: RefSeq, a predicted model, not a curated record
GAUACAGGAUGGUGUGAACUUCAGAGACAGAAACUCUCCUCUUUACAUUACAAACAUCUGCCGUCGCUCCUGGGUUUUUUUUUGGUCGUGAAUGUCUCAUCAUUAGCCUCUAGAUGUUUAUGUUUCUGUUUUAUCUUUUUUAGUAAUUAUUUGGUGAAUAUUUUUUAAGUAAGUAUCUAUGUGACAGAGCGCCAGUGUAAACUUGACAUGGCUGAGUUACUACCACAGCAGCCGCAGCCGGUCGAUAUAGACCCGGACUUCGAGCCUCUCUCUCGCCCGCGGUCAUGCACCUGGCCGCUGCCCCGGCCGGAGCUCAUCGACCCUGCCAGCUCCAACACAUCCUCCCCGGCGCCGUCGGUGCAGCAGGAGCCGGGAGGAAACACCGAGUUCAUCAGUAACCUCGGACUGUUAGAGGAGGACUACGAAGAAUACUCAGAGCAGAAACCGCCUUGCAAUGUUUUUCAGUGCCGGGACAGAAACUGUGUGCAUCACCACCCCCACCAACAUCACCACCAUCAGCAUCGUCACCAGCUCCAACAGCAGCAGCAGCUCCCGGGUCCGCAGCUGUCUUCUCAGCAACAGGUGCCUAAUCCUGGGGUCCCACCUUUGGGUGGUCCCGGUCAAAGGAAGAGCAGCUCGUCCCGACGUAACGCCUGGGGAAACAUGUCGUACGCUGACCUGAUCACCAAAGCCAUAGACAGCUCACCUGAAAAGAGGCUGACGCUGUCUCAGAUUUACGACUGGAUGGUCAAGAGCGUACCCUAUUUUAAAGAUAAAGGAGACAGCAACAGCUCCGCGGGCUGGAAGAACUCCAUCAGACACAACCUGUCGCUGCACAGCCGCUUUGUGCGCAUACAGAAUGAGGGAACUGGAAAAAGCUCCUGGUGGAUGCUGAACCCAGAAGGAGGAAAGAAUGGAAAGUCACCUCGACGCAGAGCUGCAUCCAUGGACAACAGCAAUAAGUUUGUCAAGAGCAGAGGAAGGGCCACAAAGAAAAAGAUGGCUCUGCAGGAAGGGGUUGAAGGAGGAGCGGGUAGUCCCAGUUCCCAGUACUCUACUUGGCUUGGAAGCCCAAACUCCCACAGUAAUGAGGACUUAGAAACCUGGUGCUCCUUUAGGCCACGUACCAGCUCUGAUGCCAGCACUCUGAGUGGUCGCCGCUCACCUUUCCCCUCUGAACAGGACGACUUGGGGGAGUCUGAUGGCCACAUAAUGUAUCCUGGAGUGGCUGUGGCCAAGAUAACCCCGACCCUUCCCAGCCUUUCUGAGGUGUCUGGAUCCAUAGGGCAGCAUGGCUCUGAAAAGGUCAUGGAGAGUCUGGUGGAUAACCUUAACCUGCUGUCUCCUAAAACCCCCCAGCUCAGCUCUGACUCCUCACACUCCCCACGCUCCUCAAAUGCUGGCAUGCUUCAGAAUAGCCCCUAUAGCUCCACUGGACUGGCCCCAUGCCAGCAGCAGGACUACCAGAAGUGCAUGUAUGGUCAGGUGAGGAUGCACUCCCUGUCCCCUGCUCCUAUGCAGACGCUUCCAGAGACAAAGCCUGGCUUUCGGACAUAUGAGAACCAGUAUAUGUGCUCUCCUGGGCUCCUGAAAGAGUUGCUGACAGGAGAGGCAGGUGCCAGUAGGGACAUGAUGCACUCUGAAGUUGGGAGGGGAAGUUGCGUAAUACCUACUUAUACCAACCAGAGCCAUGUGGGGGGUCACAAUGGAGUAAAAAUGAUGAAUCCUUCACAGAGUCACCCACUUCCACGUGUAAAUCCACACGCUCUGCAUAGCCAGGGUCCAGCUGCCUCACAAGACUUGAAUAGCUGUAACAUGCUACCCCUGACUAGCCUGACUAGCCAUUCAGAGCCCUCUCCCAGAAUGGCUAGUCUAAGAACAUGCAUGCAGCACCCCCUUGGACACCCAGCACACACUAAUGAUGCCUCAGCAAGCUACAACUACAGAGAACUCAGCUCUGUUCUCCCACACAGUCAACAUCAAGAGCGCCUGCCCAGUGAUCUAGACAGCGUGUCCAUUGAGAGGCUUGAAUGUGACCUGGAGUCUGUCCUCCAUGACACACUCAUGGAUGGUGGGGGGCUGGACUUUAAUUUUGAUCCAGCAGCUGGGCCUCAUGGGUUUACCCAGAGGGUGAAAACAACCACACACAGCUGGGUGUCAGGGUAGCAUCACAAACAGGUUUUUCUCCACAUCACUCCACUGCUCACCUUCAUUCAGAGAGUGGAAUCCAAAGAAGUUGUCACCAUCAUUAUCCACAGAGUAUCUGACACCAAAAAUGUACAUGAAAUUUCCUUUUACUCUAUGUUUAAGAAGAAGAGGUUUAUCAGAUGGUAGCUAGUCACUAUGCUAACAUAUCUGCUAACGUUAUUUCCUUGUUCCUCUGUGAGAAUUAAUCCGAAGUUCAACAUUUGUUCCAUGUGACUUUUCUCCCAGGUUGUUCGCGCCCCACCUUUCAUGACCCCGCGCCCCACCACUGGGGCACGCCCCACAGUUUGAAAAACACUGACUUAGGCCAUUAUUUUAAGAGGGUGACGAUAUUUUAACACAAGUUCCUCCUUAGUGUCAUUUGCCAACAUACAGGGAUUUCUUUUUAAUGCUACAGUGUGACCAAGAUUAUUGCAACUUCCAGAAGCAGCUUUCAAAAUAGCCACUUCAAAAACAGGGGCCAGGUAUACGACCACUUGUAGUCAAAAACUGUAAAGAGCAAUAAGAUGGAGUCAGUCAGUUAUCAGGUUGAAUGAUAAUACAGUAAUUAACUGAUAGUUGAAGUGGGUUGAGUCUCCUGUUGCAAAGAGACAAAUUGCAGGUGAGUUGUGCUCAUUGGGGCAGACUGAGUCAGACUGAUUGCAGCACAUUGUCUAUCUGCAUUUAGAAAUUAGAUGACAGUUAAUUGCAAACCUUUGCCAAUCUGAGAGUGAUAGCAGCCACUCUUCAGUCAGACAAUCAUUAUUUGGCUAUAGUUGUCUCCCCACCAGGCAACCUGUGCAGUCACCAGGAGGUUGACAGUGCUGCACACUACUUGUAGUUAGUUGCAGACAGCAAAAAAAAAAAAAAAAAAAAUUAAAUGUCUUCACUAGGUAGUUAACAAUUUUUUUCUAUUCUUAAGGAGGUUGCUAUCCUAUUUUUACACUAGCAUGAUUAAUGUAAAAGCAGUCUAGAGGCCUUUUCCUUAAGUUCCUGAUUUCCUGUCUGUGAAUACCUGAGUGACUUUGGAACACAAAUGAUUCAAAUAUUUUCCAACACACAUUACUUUGUAGCUGAUGGGAUUAUAUUUGCAAAUGUGUUUUAGGAACCAAUCAUCAAUGGCAAAAAAAAAUUUACACAACUGUCAACCUCGAGAAACUAUUAGGGUUAACUGAUAGAUACAGCAGUGUAUCAUCUGCAUAGUGAUGCAUAUUAAAUUAAAGAGCAAAUACUAUGUACGGGGACCAAGUGUACAUGCACAGGAAUAUACCUCUGGAUAAUCACCACAUAGAAGUUUAUGAAUCAAAGGAUAGAUGCUGUGGUACACUUCUGUCAAAAGAGCACUUCAGUUGAGUAUCAGACAUAUCUCCUCAGUAUCAGAUAUGAUUAGACCUUGAAAGUAUAAAUAACUCAUUUAUAUACUGCAUGAAGGUAUUUGUUUGUUUUACUGUAGCUAGUCAAUUCUUCCUUUUUAAGUUUGUAAAACACAUGCUUUGUAUAAUAUACUGUAUGUAUUGAUGUGUGUAGGUUUUUUAUUUGUUAUCAAGCUAAAAGAAGGAUAAAGAUAUUGUUCUGUUUUAGCCCUCUAAAAACUUUUCCUGAAGGUUCAUAUUGAUCUCCACCGACGCAGAGAAGUCUAUUUUGUGAAUGCUUGUUUGGGAAUACCUCUAAAUACUAAUGUUCCUCAAGUUUAUUUGGCCUUUUUUGGGGAAAAUUAGUGUAACACUCAGUGUAAUGUGUUCAUUUUUUUUUUUUUUACAGGAUUACAUGGACUUUGUAAAUUCUACCAAGCUUGAAAUAUUUAUAUAUAUUAAAAAAACAAAAAAAACAAAAAAACAUUCAAAACUGUAUUUUGAGGGAUGUAGAGUAGAUAAAAACGCUGAUGGUGAAAUCCUAGCAUAUAGCAUAUGGCAUAGCCCAUAUAGCAAAGCGUUUGCUGCUUUCCUCCGAGCAGCUUCAUUUGUCACCAAAGACACAUCGUAAAAGAAGAGUGCCAAUUUACUGUGCCUACAUCAUCUCACAGGCUUCUGUUGUGCAUAUUUUGUUUAGUAUUACAUUUUUUUUUUUUUUUUAAUUUUGACCUGUUACUUCUUGUAGUACUGAAACCUUGUACAGCAUGUAUGAUUGUGUUAGAGAUGUGGUUGUUUACAUAUCUCAGUGCAAACAAUAUCAGUGGCUAUAUGAACACUCAUACCUCAAAAUAUUUUACCUCUGAAGUGUUGAAGGGAGAUUUCCUGCCAUUUUCCUCACUGAGUAUUGUGUAGUGAAUUUGUCAUUUCAGACUCUUGAUUUUGUACAUAUUUGGACUUUUUUCAUAUUUUAUUGGUUCUGUAACAAGUUUAUGUAUAGAAAAAUAAAAUGCGGCCAUAUUUUUUGUUUGAUAUCCAUAUGCAGGUAUUUUUUUCAAACAAUGUAACCCAUUAAACGCAUAC